This is a messenger RNA of Cololabis saira (Pacific saury), 3385 nucleotides long. It is a transcript of the gene tnfrsf11a, whose product is annotated as tumor necrosis factor receptor superfamily, member 11a, NFKB activator. Gene Ontology annotation, molecular function: tumor necrosis factor receptor activity; cytokine binding. Gene Ontology annotation, cellular component: external side of plasma membrane. The record is from RefSeq and is a predicted model, not a curated record. The transcript has 10 exons. Gene Ontology annotation, biological process: ossification; multinuclear osteoclast differentiation; response to interleukin-1. NCBI's taxonomy places the organism in Eukaryota, Metazoa, Chordata, Actinopteri, Beloniformes, Belonidae. Bases 216 to 2168 code for a protein of 650 amino acids.
UGAGCGCACACACAGGGCCGGUGGGAGGAGGUGAGGGAUCCGCAGCUGCCUGGAUGAAGACCCCGCACUGACCCUGGACAUGUGCGGAAGCUCUUUACGCACCAGAAGAAGUGAACUGCUGUGAAUAUAUGAGAAGAAAAAGUGAACUUAGCGUAUCUCAUUGACAAAGAGAGAAAAAGUUUGCCUCAGAAGCAGUCUUCCACAAACCGCCAAAGAUGGGGAUGCAUUUUGACACCAGAUGGAUAUCCCGGGGCUGGAUAAUGUGCGUCGUUUUCACCUUUUACGCACAGAUUACGGCUUCUAAAUCUCUCCAGUGUGAGGAAACACAAUAUUUAAGAAAGUCCAGAUGCUGCGAGAAGUGUGGACCAGGUUUCCGUGUGUUUUCUCGCUGCACUGAUUCCCAGAGGACGAAAUGUAUUAAAUGUUCUAAGGGUGAAUAUCAGCCUGGCUGGACCGAAGACGAGCGCUGUCUCCAGCAGAAGUACUGUGAUAUAGGUAAGGGGUUUAUUAAGAGCCCUGAGAACCUCCUGGCAGAGGAGCCGUGUCGCUGCCGGGCCGACCUCCAGUGUCAUCCCAUCAACUGUGAAUUCUGUGAGAAGAUACCCACGUGCCGCCCUGGUUUUGGUCUCGAAGUGGAUCCAGGCUCAACGAAUGAAAGGAAGAUCUGCAUCCCGUGUCAUAAAGGCUUCUACUCUGCUGACUUUAAUUCUGAACCAUGCAAACAAUGGACCAAUUGUAACGCCGAGGGAAGGAAUGAAUUGCAGCCAGGCAGCGCCCGGGCAGAUGCCAAGUGUGGAGUGAUUUUCUCUGGUACGGCCCCCUGGGUUAUAGUUUCAGUGCUUUCAGUCAUUACUGUCCUGUGUCUCCUCAUUCUGCUGCUCUUCUGCUACAAGGACAAGCUGAAGCUGCUCUCUGUUAAUCUGCGAUCCUGUGUGCAGAAUCUGAAGAGGACCAGGAUACAGCAGGAGACUUUGGCCCCUCUUUACCCAAGUGGAGCUGCAGGAGGAGGGAUUGGAGGAGGCCCUGGAGGCCUCAGAGGUUCACCGUGUGAGAUAACAAAACUCAUCUGUCAAACACCCUGCAGUCCUGAAAAUGAGCCCUCAAACACCUUCCCCUUCACAGAGGAGAUGACAGACAAAGGAAGGGUUCAGGGACGAACAGCGACAGAGGAUCAGAGUGAAGGAUCUGGAGAGCCACAGGAGGUGUCAGAAGAAGAGCUUUUCAGUGUCUCUCCGCUACUGGCAGGCUCUUGCAUGUGUGUCAUUCCCAUCCACGAGCCCCUGGAAGUAGGGGAAAAUGAAGAUUGCACACAGGCAGUGAGCUCAGGGAUGUCAGGAACCUGUUCAUGUGGUGGUCUAGAAGGACAGAAGGAUGGAGACGAGACCGGGAGAGAGGACAAGAGUGACAGUAAAAGAGCUGGAAGUCAAGAAAACAUGGGUCUGUCUACGACUGAGACAUACGCCGCAUCGCUUGUGUCUCUCUCUUCUCCUCUCGUCCACCCCUCCUCUGUCGUCCCUCCCAUCAGUCCUUCCUCCGACUUCUGCCUGCCACUGUCCCAGGCACAGGUGAAGCUGCAGCUCAGCUCGGACGGGACUGACAGAUCCCCGGUGAAACAGGAGGGAUUACAUAGACUGACGAGCACAGACUCCCCCUUGACAGACACUCGCACAACCUCCCCCCUGACUUCGGUCAGCCCCCUGAUGACUUCCCUGUCGGUGGGUCAUCUCUACCUGGACAAGCCCCCUGAGGCCUCGAGCCCGGAGCGAGGCCAGGGAAUUACCUGGGAGGAUAGAAGGGAGAACAAGCUCCCUUUGGGAGAGUCAGAACUGGAGUGCCAACCAGAGAGCCUGCACAGUCAACUGGCAGAGCCAACACCCACCUCAGGCCUGGUGUCUGGGAACCACAACACUACCUUCAUCUCUAGUGGACAAGUAAUGAACUUCAGCAGCGAUGUUAUCGUUGUCUACGUCAGCCAGAUGUCCCACGACAGCGACGAGGGGAUGCAGGGCGAUGCUUUUGGGAGCCCCGUCCAGGAAGAGGCCAGUGAGACGGCACCUUUUUUCCAGAACAGCCUGCGAUCACAAGGGAACUCCAUUUCCCACAGCACCUUGGCAGAAGAGACGUUGCCAGUCCAGGAAGUGAUGGAAGAGCAGCUAGUGGGAAAAUAAAAAGGGACUAGUGGCUGUCAGGACAGCAAUCAUCUCCAUAGCCAUCAGUUGGACCUUGUACAGCUGAAUUCUGAUGGUCUGUGUUGAGUACGUCACCUUAGCGGCUUUCAGUAAAGUUAUAUCAGUACUUAAAAUGCAAUUUGUCACACCAUUUCAGUUUUCCAUACAAAAUUAAGAAAAGGGAAAAAAAUAUGUCUCCAGAAUUCACAGCCUUCUCUGUUACUUGUUUCCUUUCAUGCAUUAGUGACUGAAUCUUUCCUGACAUUUAUUUCCAGUGGAAAGCUGCACCUUUUCAAACGGAAAUUCCCUUCUUUCCAUGCAAAGAUGGGGAAUUUUGUUGGGAAUUGGAUGUGGAACGAGAGUUCCAAUUGGAAAAACAUAAUAUCUUUAAUGGUGUGUGGCAAUUUCAACUGGAUCUUGAUCCAUAGAGCGCCUACGUAUUUAAUUCCUCAUAUCUGAUCACUUAAGAACCCAUGUUUGAGGCUAUGCACUCCUCGUUUCUAAAUUUGACAUCUGGAUGACUUUAAGACUUUUACCAUGUUGAAAUAAACUUACAUUUUUGAUGGAAGAAAAUUCAAUUUACUUGAGAUAAUACGUUCUGGCUGGAUGGAAUCAAAGUUUGUACAAAAGUGGUGACGAAAUGUAAAAGUUUCACUGAGUAAAUGUUUUAUUUUUCUGGUGUCAGGAUCUAACAGAAGCUAUUUUACAUUAAUGGGACACAUACAGUUUUGGUAUGAGGCCUGUUUAGCUUGUGUGUAGACUUUGUUUAUCCUUUUUCUUAUUGCACCACAAGUGCAGUCUGGGUUUAAGAGAAAAAAAAUGCUAUGCAUUUGAUAAGCUAUUUUAUUACUGGUUUGUGUUGUUUCAUUAUAUUUUAAUGUACAAGCUUUGAUGAAGAAAAGUAAAAUGUUUGUAAUUGUUUUAAAUAAAUUUGCUAAGUAAAUUUUUAACGUAUAAUUUCAGAAGUUGCAUAUGUGAUCAAUGUUUGUAUAUAUUUCAAAGAAGCAUAAUGCAUUUUUGAAAGAGAAAUGAAUAUUCUUUCAUUUUAUAUAUAUAUAUAAACAGUAUAUAUGGUGUGGAUGUGUUAAAGGAGGCGACACGCACGUGUUCUUUUACAAUCACAACCUUCCAUGUCUAUGCAGCUCUUCAAAAAUCAUGUACAUAUCAAUGAAACCUGUUGCAAUGAAUAAAUGAAAGACUAUUUUGAUUGCAAUAAA